CUUUCAUUUCCUGACACGCGUAGUUGUUUAUUUUUUUAUAUUUCGUCCGUUUCUACAUUCCCUUCGUUGAAUCAUUGAUGCGCCCUCUUCUCUCAGCCCUGUAGCAAUUACUAACGCCACUAACUGACAAUGAAAUAUGGAUAUUACUUGAACAAGAAACGAUCACGCGCGACUGCGAAGCGAACGCUUCGGAGGGCGUCGAACGGCCGCCAGCCGCGCUUCGACCCGCCGGUCACGUGACGCCGCCGCACCGCGGCGACGCGUGCAGUGCCCGACGGCGGCAGAAGCUGCAGCGCGCACUGCCGACCGCAGCAUGUUCGCUCUCGUGACGCCGUCACCACCGCCGCCGCCGCCGCCGAUUAUACUCGUGCAGCAGCAACGGGAAGCGUCGCCACGGUUGCGACGCCGCAACAGGGACAAGGCGUUCCCCGUCGAGGAGUUCGUGGACGCCGUGCAGCAACACCGCUUCCUCUUCGACCGCAACGAGCCGGAAUUCAAGAACGUCGCCAUGAAGGAGGCCAUGUGGGAAGCCAUCGGUCAGCAGUUCGGAAUAUCAGGCAACAAGGCGAUGAGCAAGUGGCGCAACAUGCGUGACAAGUACUUCAAGCUGCGCAAGCAGGAGCUGCUGAACCGGCGCCUGUGCACGCCGCGCUUUCGGAAGCCGGUCAAGGUGUGGCCCUUCUACCACGUGAUGCGCCAGCUGUUCGAUAGCAAGAACACCGCGACGCUGGAAGACUCGCAACCGGAAGCAGCCGGAGGCCAGGAAGACUUGGUGGCUGAGCUGGCGUUUGACCCCGCCUGGAUCACGAACAGCAAUGCCGACGCUCACGACCCCGAGUUGGCUUCCAUCAUGACCUUGCACAUGGAUAACGGGACAGCGGUGUCGGUCAAGCAGGAGCCACCGGACGAAACGGAUGCAUCAGAACACGAAGCCAGCAACCUGGUGGUCUCUGGCGGCAAAGAUGGGCCAGCCGUGGACAGUGAUCACGAAGACCUGGAGACGCUGGCAUCACUGCAGCGCAGCAUCACAGUGGCCAGGGCACUCUUUCACAAGCGGCGCAAAGACUUCAAGAAUGCCGUUGAGUCGUUCGAGCCCCGUCCGGCUUCUGUUGAAACCUCCGAUCACCCAGGCGGAGACUGUGACACCCUCCAGUGCGAUGCGCGCACACAGACGCUAACACCCCCGCCUGUGACAGCUGAAGACGGCCUCGAACAUUUUGGUCUCUUCGUGGCCCAGAGACUGCGCAUGACGGACCCAGUGACGCAAGCACGUCUCAUGUCAUCCAUCUUAAAGCUAGUUGUCGAAGCACCAAGUGGGCUUUCAGAAUGAUUGUGCGAAUGUUGUCUUCAGCAUCGCUUUCCAAUUGCAUUGCCUACUAUGAAACAAAAAGGUGCAUUGCUUAGUGGGUUCAUCCCAUCGCCAGUAAGAAUGCUCAUAAUGAAAAAAAAAAUUUAUGCAGACAGAAUGCAAUGUUGGCACCUAAACGAAACGAAGCUUUUGCGAUAUUGACCCUUUUCACAGAGCAAUUUGUUCUAUAGGAACGAGAUGGUGCUUUCAGCAGCGCGCCGCAUGUCGCGCGACAGCACAUACAUACGAAACCAUCACGGCUUUGACCUUGCUUCUGUGCCAUCGGCUGUCGGAAAUGCAACUAAGUUUUUGCUGAUUCACUGUGCUGCAAUCAUGCCGAAUUGAAUCAUGUGAAUUGAUGACAUGUGCAGUAGUCGGCUGCAAAAAUAGUGAGUAGCGUAUUAAGGAAUGGGAUAAAUCUGUGUAGCCAAGUUCGCGGACCAUUUCUGCAACUGUCCGUACAUGCUACAACACUUCAAGAUGUACGGCUUUCUUCAAGGAUGCAGAAAUUUGUUCAUCCGCCCGCAUUGUAUCGCUAACCUCCAAAGAAAGUGCUUCAGCCCUGGAACAUUGGCAUGAGUGAGUACCACUCGUUAAACAAUGACAAAGACAAUAGCACCACUUCCUGUCAUAGUAUGUUUUAUGCACAGUAUCUAUACUCGCAGACAACUUUCUGUGGCUAUGAAGGGAAAGCUACGGAGGCAAAGUGCACACAAGUAAGAGCACUUCUGAAAAGAAACCCGCGUUUUAGUCCACAUUAGUUUAGGCUGAAGAAAGUAAAACAUAAACAGGUACACAAGCAACAGGUAAAUAAGACAGAACACACCACUGAGUUUAAAGGUUUACUUAUUUUGCAGCUUUGCCCUUCUGCAUCUGGGCAACGUGAAACUUAUUGCACAUGGAAGCUGUGUCAAUUCAACGUCUGUUCCGAGCAACCAAAAGCACUGUCAAACGCUGCCAGACUGCUUGGCACGGUAAUAUAUGUGCAGCUUCCAUGAUCCCGUAGCUUUCCCUUCAUAGCCACAGAAAGUUGUCCACGAGUAUACAGUGAAACCUCAUUAAACCGUAGUUGUCCGAAGCUCGGAAAAAGUAUGUACUAAACGGUAGUACUGCUUAACCGAAAUAGCAUGAGAUUGCCCACUUACCUGUCGAAAAGGGAACUCAGAGAGAGUGCGAUGAAAGGGGAAAAAGACAUGCAGUAUUUAUUCACUUCGCGCGACAAAAGUGUUUUUUUUUUUUCGUUUGAUGCCGCGGCGGCCUAGUAGCGACGAGAGGGGCCUCAAACUUUUUGAAGCUGCAAGCCAGCUUUUCAGCCAGCCCCCUAUUAUCGGCAAACACUCACAUGGCAGAUUCCUCGUUUGCGUUGCAUAUUCUCUGUGCACGGGUGCGGUAGCGUUGCAGAAGUCGCGGGACGCCUUUUUCAUUGUAGGGUGCUGUUCUCAUCAUUACGAUUGUAUUCAUGAGGCUAACGUAACGCGCAGCUUUUGCCAAUGUCGGGCCUGAAUCGCCCAUGCUGUCACUUCUUGUGUCGUCCUCAUCACUGUCGCUAGGUGACACUUCGGCAACAACAGAGGCAAUGAUGGCGAAAAGUCAAACCUCGUAGGCUACAUCUCUUCGUGGUCGCAGCAGCGCUGCCGAGCAACUUCUUCGCAUUCCAAAUGCCGUACACAGUAGUCAACAGUAGACCCGUGUCGUGUGCCAGCUUCUUCGUGUCAUGUUCGAUAGCACGAACGGUACCUAAUUUUUCUUCUAUGCUGAGCACACGGCGUCUUUUUUUUGUAUCCUAGCUUUGAUAAUAAUGCGAGUCCUUGUUUGCGCGACGCCGCAACACUCUCUGGCACGGCGGCAAAAUGAUGUUGAUGUGCCUUCACGCACAAAUGCACAGGACGCUUGGAGGCCGUUCUGAUCUCUGAGGCUUGUUGUUCUGCCAGGCCGCCUGAUGGAGACGACAUACCACCGUGUUUGCACGACGAAAAGUGAAAACACUACGUGUUAACCGAUACGUAUUCAAUAAGCCGGUACGCUUUAUGCAGAUACAAAACACAUCAUGUUCAAUGGCCUUUGAGUCGGGGACUUGACUUUACUACUUUUAAAACGAAACUACUGUUUAAGUGGGUACGGUUUAACGAGGUUUUACUGUACACACAUUUACCCCAACUGGCACGAAAUAUUAUGCUCACUCUAUCGCCAACAUGUCAGUAAGUGAAUGGGUGCACACUUUAAUAUAUGCACACCAUACACGCACCAUAAAUGACGGACUACAACGAUAGUGCACGAAUGGUCGAAGCUGAAUGUUUCGCGACAAUCUACAAGAGUCGGCAAGUUACCAGCGAUAAUACAUCUUUCCCACAAGGUAUUACAAUGGACAAAUAGGCUAUGUUUUAAGCCUUGCACCCAGCAAGAACAAAUCUAUCUGAACUGAGCACACCCACGAGCGAUUAGGCAGAAAUAAUCAGACAGUGAUGGCACCAAGGAAAUUUACUGAAUCAAAUGUGAUAACCUGCUGCUUAAAAAUAUUUGGCAAAUAAAAAACAAAGAGCAAAACACACUAAUCCUGAUUGAAUUCAUGAGCGGAAAGUUUGGAUAGCUCGGAAUACAUAUUUAGCCUUGCUUUUAAAACAAGCACCAUAUAUCUUGCUCGCGCCAUUUGGACAUAGCUUAAUCAGCUUCCAAAACACUUUUGCAUGUUCUCUGAAGCUGUGGCCAAAGCUUUGUGUCGUCCACCCAUUCACCAUCUACGAUAUCUCCUGAAACAGAGGUUUGCUAAGCCGCACCACUGUCAUACACACUCAUUGUAAGUGCGGAGGCAACGGAGGCAGUAGAGGCAAGCAAUGGAUGCGUCACCAUGUGAUCAAACAUGUUAAUGCCCACAGUAUCGCCGUGAAAAGGGUCAAUAUAUUUUCAUGUGCUUAUCAAAUGUCACGUAAGGUCAAUGUGAAUGUCGCAAGCAGAGUUCACUGAAGGUGCAAAUGUGGAACUUCGACAAGAAUGCUGAACUGUGAGUUAAGAGCAAAUGCGUUUAUAUUUUUUCUCGCAAGGUAGUGUCUUGGAGCGUAUACAAGUCAUGCUUUUCUUACAAAUCAUGGAAGUGAAUUAUUUGCAUUAAUAGUAUGCACAAUAUAUACUGGAUUUUGAGGGUGCAACUUUAGAGGGUGCAUGGUCGAAGAUGGGGCACAGCGAUGAAGCUGUUGCAAGCCCGCACAACCGUCACAGGAGUUUCGUGUGCUCCUGCACGCAAAAAUAGUGGCAUGCAGGAUACGCGCAAACAAAUACGUGGUGGCAAACAUGUUAAGGGCAUAUUGAGAGGCGAUAUCAAUGCAAGACUGUAGGUGUCCUUCAUAAAAUAGAGGGCCCACAUUGUCAAGAUUGGGUAGCAGGGUCAGAGGACUUCGAGCCGCUCCUGCAUUCCUGUAUGAUCUACUUCAGUUUGAUGAAGCUCUCAGUAUGCAACCCCUACCUCCCCUUCCUUCCUGCCAAUGCAGACCAACUCUGAUGCCAUUGUGGGGCAUGCUUAACUGAGAAUAUGUGGUUGUUGAGAAUAUGUGGUUAGAUGGACGACGUUCGACUGCAUCACGACAGACGAUGGAUUCAGGAAACUACUAGAAACGCAGGAUCCACACACGCCAUCUUGUGAUCAUGGUCGAGAAUUUCAAUCCGCGUCAAACUCGAUUGCGAUUGAAAGUGACCAUGUAAGACCUUUAUGGCCACUGCUAGCUGCCACAGCUGACUGUCAAACAAACCAGCUAAGUGCAUUCAUUCAGCGACCUCUUCCUUCGUGGGGCAGUGAACCAUGUGUGCUUGUGAGUACUUGCCACAUUGUGUUCAGGGAACAAAAGCGCCUUUGUGAUUGUGUGUGCCCUCGCCCUGAAGGUGGAGUCUUUGGCGACUUCGAACACUCCGAUUGGAGGAAGGUGUCAUUGACGGUUUCUCUGGCCUAUGAAAGACAGAGGGGACUUAAAGGGCCAUCUUGUGUGCUAGCAAGUGAGCCCCUCCAGUCAUUUAGUGUGGUCAGACAGAAAGAUGUGUAAGUGCUCCCAUAACGAUGUAGCUGCAGGCUACAAUUUUAUGUAAUGUGCUCUGUAGUUUUGCCAGUAUGAGUUUUUUUUUUUUUCUGUAAGCAAGCUUUCCUUUAAUUCUAUGUAAAUAAACCCUUUGCUUCAUUU
Messenger RNA from Dermacentor albipictus, 5511 nucleotides. RefSeq lists its product as uncharacterized. Gene Ontology annotation, biological process: regulation of transcription by RNA polymerase II. Gene Ontology annotation, cellular component: nucleus; transcription regulator complex. The record is from RefSeq and is a predicted model, not a curated record. NCBI's taxonomy places the organism in Eukaryota, Metazoa, Arthropoda, Arachnida, Ixodida, Ixodidae.